AUGGAAGCACAUUCAACAACUCAAAACAAUGCCAAUCGAUACCGCCUGAAAUUUACCAAUGGUCUCCCUCCCGGCACUGACACGAUGAACCAAGUCAAAGACAAUCCCAGACUACCCCGUCCUCCUCCCGAAGCCAAAAGGACUUUGCCACCACUUCCACCCAAAUCCGAACGCAAAGGAAAAUGGAUAAAUUCAUACUUGAACAAGCUCGAUCCAGAAACCGAAUACGACCAGAUCAUCCGUACCCAUACAUUCUACCGCAGUACAGACUUCGCCACAGCCUUAGGCUACACCGCAGUCUUCGUCUGGCUCACUUCAACGCCGACAGACGCAGCCGCCAUCCAUGGCGGGAAGGUCAUCACUCGAGACGAAACCAAAGUUCACAUCGAGACGAUCAAUAAGACACAUGCUGCUGUGUGGAAACGAGUUCCUGGAGCAUUUAGCUUCGCGUGGGAAGCACAAGCAGCUAUCAUAUUACUGUCGUGGUAUGAGUCGUUCAUCCGUAGGACAGUCGGCGCAAAGCAUCCGGUUGAUCAGGUUGUCAAAGACGCAUGGCCGGCAUGGGGCGAGCGGUUGACAGGACAUUUUCGAUCGGAGCCAUCGAAUGGUUCGAUUCCGUUUGGUAUCAACUACCCGCGAUCAUGGCAAGAGAUAGAAGACUUCGUCGUUUGGUUUCAAGAAUUCGAUUGGGAUGAGCAAAGAACAGAUGAGGACCGGAUCAAAGGCCUUGAGACUUCUGAGGCUUUCACACAUCAGUUUUGCGAAUUGUGGUUUCCUCGACCACUCCAUUUCCUCGGCCGAGCCAUGGUUCUGACAUUCCUGCCACCCGCCAUUCGAAGAAAGCAAGGUCUUGAAGAUCCAAACUCGGUUCUCGAAUGGCUGAUUCGAUUCGCCAUGAGAGUUAUGAUCAACACAGGAGAUGCGCAGCCCGAUCCCAUGGAGGCACCUAUUGAAUCCUUCUAUCAUGAUCUUCAGCGUUGGAACCUCAGCACAAUUGACCGAGUCGAGAUGGUCCGUAGGGAUAAGCAGAGCUUUCAUCUGAGGGCCACGGGGUGCUUGUCUACUUAUGACGGUGAUCGGGCCAGUCUUGUAUUUUCUGCUGGCACACAAAUGAUCGAAGAUAAUGAUUGA
Molecule: messenger RNA, 1131 nt
Organism: Cercospora beticola
Lineage: Eukaryota; Fungi; Ascomycota; Dothideomycetes; Mycosphaerellales; Mycosphaerellaceae
Source: RefSeq, a predicted model, not a curated record